AUGUGGCUUACCCCAUUCCUCCUCCCACUAGCGGCAGUGGCCUCGGCCCUCCCAUCCGCAUCGAAGUCCUCACAACCAACACCGUCUAUCACUCUCGGUUACACAACCGUCAUCCCGACAGCCGGAAGCUAUUCCCUAGGCUACUACAAAUACCAAAACAUCCGCUUCGCCGCCGUCCCAACCGGGGACCUCCGCUUUGCGAAACCGCAAUGGCCUCCUGUCGAAGAAGCUAUCAACGAUGGCACCCUAGCCGAUGCAGACGUCGACUGCGCGUCUACCGAGGACUGUUUAUACCUUGACAUCUGGGCACCAGCAAAUGCCCACGGAAAGAAGCUGCCGGUUAUGGUAUGGUCGUAUGGCGGAGGCUUCACCAGCGGCAGCAAAUCGGAUAACACACCUGAGGGCCUAUUCGCACUGAACAAGGAGUUUAUCUUCGUCGCGUAUAACUAUCGUCUCGGAAUUACAGGGAAUGCCAACGGUCCUCGCCUUCCUCACGAAGGCGGUACAUCAAACGUCGCUCUCUAUGACGCACAGCAUGCUUUCCAAUGGGUGCGGAAGUACAUCGGCGCGUUUGGCGGCGAUCCCAAUCGGAUUACCGCAGUGGGAUUCUCAGCCGGUGCAUCGCAGACGAUCUUCCAAAUGACCCGGUUCGCGGGACGCGCGGAGCAGUUGUAUAACCAGGCGUAUAUCAUGUCGCCGGGGUAUGUUCCAGGUGCUGGGCAUCAUCAGGCGGAGAUGUUUUGGCGGAAUGUUUCGACGGCUGUGGGGUGCGAUGGGGGGCAUUUGGAUUGUAUGCGGGGCGUGUGGUUUGAGGAGUUGGGUAGUGCUGCGAGUGAUGUCGUAGGGAAAUAUGAUUACCAAUUGCAGCCGAGGGUCGAUGGAGAUUUUGUCGGUGAUACGUAUGAGGCACAACUGUACCGCAACUGCUUCAACUUUACUGGUCCCCUCGUGAUCACGCACGAAAAGCAUGAAAACAACAGCCAAGCCUGGCCCGGCGUCAGCACCACUGCCGACAUCCCCAAGGAACUUCGCAGGUUUUUCCCAUCUAUUACCGAUGACGUCGUUGGCAGGUUACUAGAGCUGUAUCCGGAGUCCGACUACUCCAGCCCAGGACUGCGGUUCGCGGACAUGAAACAGUCGUUUGAUAUGACGGCGCACAAUUAUGCGUUGACGAGGGCGUUGGGAAACCAGACAUGGAAUGGGAUGGUUGACUUGGGGAAGGCGACGCAUGGGACAGAUCAGAGUUAUUACUGGUACAGCACAUACAGUCUUUCUGGCAACGGUACCACCAGCGGCUUUGGUAGUAGCAUGCCGAUUGAUACGAGUGUUGCGAGAAAAAUGCAAAAGUAUCUCCUAUCAUUCGUACACACCGGAAACCCUAACACCAUGUGGCCGAACGACAAGAUCUACUGGCCUAAAUACGGCAGCAACGCGACGCAGAUCGUAUUCAAUUCGACCAUUCACCUUGAGAAGGAUAACUUGGCGAAUGCGAAGAGUGAGCAUUGGAAUGAGGCGUUGUGGUAUUAG
Messenger RNA from Aspergillus chevalieri, 1527 nucleotides. RefSeq lists its product as uncharacterized. The transcript is spliced from 4 exons. NCBI's taxonomy places the organism in Eukaryota, Fungi, Ascomycota, Eurotiomycetes, Eurotiales, Aspergillaceae. Bases 1 to 1527 code for a protein of 508 amino acids. The record is from RefSeq and is a predicted model, not a curated record.